GCAGACAGGAAGACAUGAGCAGAUCGAUGAGACCGAGGUAAAGAUCCACCAUCGAACUUUACGGCAGCGAGGUUUGUUUAGUUGGGAUUUUUCAAUCUUCUCCUCGUAUUUAAACGUCAUUACGCACAGUGAUCCUCCUACUCUCCAACCUAAAAAGAUGCCCAAAUCCCCACCGUGCGCGUUCCCCUGGUCCUCCAUGUGGCUGGCAUCUUUGGCUACUUUGAUGGUGCAGUCGGUGCUCUCUUCCUCCUACUCUUCUUCUUCAUCCUCCUCCUCCUCCUCCACGUAUCAGAGAUCUGCAGCCGGCGGGAAGCGGCCGGGCUUCAUGGAGAGGACGCUGAUUCUCCUGGAUGUCAACACCCGCAGUCCGCUCCGAGUCCUCAACGAGAACUUCCUCUCUCUGCAGCUGGACCCCUCGAUCAUCAAGGACGGCUGGCUGGACUUCCUGAGCUCCAAGCGGCUGGUGACCCUGGCGCGCGGCCUGUCUCCAGCCUUCCUGCGCUUUGGAGGAAAACGCACCGACUUCCUGCAGUUUAACAACCAGAAGAACCUCGCUAAGUUCAGAGGGCCGGGACCGGACUAUUACCUGAAGAACUACGAGGACGAUAUAGUGCGCAGUGACAUUGCACUGGACAACCAGAAGGGCUGCAAACUGGCCAGUCAUCCCGACAUCAUGCUGGAGCUGCAGAGGGAGAAGGCCGCCACCACACAGCUCGUCCUGCUGAAAGAGCAACUGUCCAACAUCUACAGCAACAUCACAAUAACAGCCAGGUCUUUAGACAAACUGUACAACUUUGCCGACUGUGCUGGACUGCACCUGAUCCUGGGGCUGAACGCGCUGCACAGGAACCCAGACAACUCCUGGAACACCUCGUCUACACUGAGCCUCCUCAAGUACGGCGCUGGAAAGAAAUACAAUAUCUCCUGGGAGCUGGGAAACGAGCCUAAUGCGUACCGCAGCAUGGUGGGCCGUGCAGUCAACAGCACCCAGCUGGCUCAGGACUACACCAAGCUGCGAACCCUGCUGCAGUCGGUACGCUACUACCACCGCGCUCACCUCUACGGCCCCAACGCGGGACGACCCCGGAAGAACGCCAUCGCGCUGCUGGACGGGUUCAUGAAGAACGCUGGCUCGGUCGUAGAUGCAGUUACGUGGCAACAUUAUUACAUGGACGGCAGAGUGAGCAAAGCGGAGGACUUUCUAAAGACUCGUCUGUUGGACACUCUGACGGAGCAGAUAACUAAAGUGACCAAGGUUGUGAACGCACACACUCCCGGUAAGAAGGUGUGGCUGGGUGGACUGGGGCCGGCGUGGACCGGAGGCAUCAGUAAUCUCUCUGACACAUACGCUGCUGGCUUUCUGUGGGUGAACACGUUGGGUAUGGCCUCCGUGCAGGGGAUCGAUGUUGUGCUGCGUCACUCGUUCUUUGACUACGGAUACACACACCUUGUGGAUCAGCACUUUAACCCUUUACCUGAUUACUGGUUUUCUCUGGUCUUCAAGCGUCUGGUAGGACCGAGGGUUUUGGCGGUGCGGGUGGCUGGACUGCAGAGGAAGCCGCAACCGGGACGAGUCAUAAGAGACAAGCUACGCAUCUACGCCCACUGCACCAGCUACUACAACCAUAACUAUGUAAGAGGCUCCAUAACCAUCUACAUCAUCAACCUGCAUCGGUCGCGGAAGAAAAUCAAGUUAGCGGGAACGUUACGGAACAAGACGGUCCAUCAGUACCUGCUGCAACCCUAUGGCGCUGACGGACUCGGAGCCAAAGACGUCCAGCUGAACGGGGAGAAGCUGCUCAUGUUGGACAACGAGACGUUCCCGGAGCUCAAGCCCAAGACGCUGAGGGCUGGACGGACCAUCGCCAUGCCCCCCAUGACCAUAGGCUUUUACGUAAUCAAAAAUAUUAACGCGUACGCCUGUCGAAGAUAACACAGACCCCCUUCGCUGCUGAGAUACGGGGGUGAUGCUCAGAACUCAAACCACCAACCCUCUGUCAGCUUGACUAACAGCUUCAAAAACAGUGUGGCUCUUCAUUUUUGAUCUGCAUUGUCCAGGAAAACAGAAUUAGGACUCAGGACUUUAGGACUCUUCAGUAGAGUGGACACAUGGCUUGAGUACAGCUGAGUCUUCAGCUUUAACAACAGCCUCUUCAAACAUUUAUUUCAACGGUAAUAUUUUUACCAUCCAAAUUAAAAUAAACUCAGCCCUUCCCUCCUCCAGCAAAGACAGAUUUGCCCACGACACACACACUCUGGGCUGCACUGAACACUUUUCAGUUCUUUUCACAGGCAGUUCCUCAUAUGCUAUAAGGUUUAUAUAUGUAUAGACAAUGGUUGUUCUAUGUCUGUGUAUGAAGUUUAUGUUUUGAAGUUAAAGAAAAGGUCCAAAUUCUUGGACUUGUUUAAGCAAUGUUUUUUUGUUGCCUCCGCCACAGAGGUUAUGUUUGUUAACCCUUGUCCAUUUGUUGGUUGGUUGGUUUGUAUGUUUGUUUUUUG
Messenger RNA from Hippoglossus stenolepis (Pacific halibut), 2499 nucleotides. RefSeq names its product heparanase 2 (gene hpse2). The transcript is spliced from 12 exons. Gene Ontology annotation, cellular component: extracellular matrix; membrane. The coding region runs from base 158 to 1933 and encodes 591 amino acids. The record is from RefSeq and is a predicted model, not a curated record. Gene Ontology annotation, molecular function: hydrolase activity, acting on glycosyl bonds. Lineage: Eukaryota; Metazoa; Chordata; Actinopteri; Pleuronectiformes; Pleuronectidae.